GGCGUGAGCGCGGGGGAGCGCGCUGCCUGCAUGCGCGCAGCUCCGGCCCCGGGCGGCCGCGGCGGCAGCGCGGGAGCCGGAGCCGGAGGCAGCCGGACGCGGAGCGGAGCGCGGAGCCCUGGAGGAGCCCCGGCUCCCCGCCGGACCGUUGUGACUGGGUAGCGCCCGGGGAAGGCGCGCGGCGAAGACGAGGACCCGACUCUUUUGAACCUCCCGGCGUCUGGGCGCGGGGAGACUCUUGGUAUUUUCUAACUCAACUCGCGGAUCGGAACGUGGCUCCCCUCCAAACGCGGCCGGUGACUUGUAGGACCCCAGCCCUGGCCUCGGCCGCCGCGCACGCCCUCGGAAGCCUCGGCGGGCUAGGAGCGCGAGCCGGCCGCGAGUGUCUCGGUGCGCGCCACGGGCGGGCCGAGGGCUGAUUGGCGGGGGGGGGGGAGGGUCCCCGGAGAACCAGUUUGGGAUUUGUCGUGAACAGCAUGGAGGAGAAUGACCCGAAGCCCAGCGAAGCGGCGGCGGCGGAGGGGCAGCGGCAGCCGGAAUCCAGCCCCGGCGGCGGCUCGGGCGGCGGCGGCAGCCCGGGCGACGCGGACACUGGCCGCCGGCGGGCUCUGAUGCUGCCCGCGGUCCUGCAGGCGCCGGGCAACCACCAGCACCCGCACCGCAUCACCAACUUCUUCAUCGACAACAUCCUGCGGCCCGAGUUCGGCCGGAGGAAGGACACGGGGACGUGCUGUGCCGGCGCGGGAGGAGGGCGAGGCGGUGGAGCCGGCGGGGAAGGCGGCGCGGGCGGCGCGGAAGGAGGCGGCGGCGCGGGCGGCGCCGAGCCCCUCCUGGGGUCUGGCCGAGAGGCCCGGCAGAACGCGCCCAGUGCGCCCGCACCGCUGCCCGGCGGCGGCGGCGGCGGCGACUCUCCGGGCGACGGGGAAGGCGGCUCCAAGGCGCUCUCGCUGCACGGCGGCGCCAAGAAAGGCGGCGACGCCGGGGCCCCCCUGGACGGGACGCUCAAGGCCCGCGCCUUGGGCAGCGGCGACCUGUCGGUGAGCUCGGACUCGGACAGCUCGCAGGCCAGCGCCAACCUGGGCGCGCAGCCCAUGCUUUGGCCGGCCUGGGUCUACUGCACGCGCUACUCGGACCGGCCUUCUUCAGGUCCCAGGUCCCGCAAACCAAAGAAGAAGAACCCCAACAAAGAGGACAAGCGGCCCCGCACGGCCUUCACGGCGGAGCAGCUGCAGCGGCUCAAGGCCGAGUUCCAGACCAACAGGUACCUGACCGAGCAGCGGCGCCAGAGCCUGGCGCAGGAGCUCAGCCUCAACGAGUCGCAGAUCAAGAUCUGGUUCCAGAACAAGCGGGCCAAGAUCAAGAAGGCCACGGGCAGCAAGAACACGCUGGCUGUGCACCUCAUGGCCCAGGGCCUGUACAACCACUCGACGACCGCCAAGGAGGGCAAGUCGGACAGCGAGUAGGGCGGGCGGGCGCCGGGCCGGCAUCCGUUGGCGCUAAGCAAUGCAAUAAUUUAAAAUCAUAAAGGGCCAGUGUAUAAAGAUUAUACCAGCAUUAAUAGUGAAGAUAUCGUGUAUUAGCUAUGGUUCUGCAAUAUUCUAUGUAUAUAUAAUUUACAGGUGGUGUAAAAUCCAAAAUAUCUGACUAUAAAAUAUUUUUGAGUUUUCCAGUGUUUAUGAGAUUAUGCUAAUUUUAUGAUUUUUUUUUUUUUUUUUUGCGGAGGGGGCUGCUUAGGGUUUCAUCUUUUCUAAUCCCCUAGGCUCCGUUGUGGGACUUGGGACACUUUUAUUUUUUAAUUUCAAAAGAAGAAAAAAAUUAAAACAACUUGCUGAAGUCCAAAGAUUUUUAUUGCUGCAUUUCACGGGACUGUGAACCGAAUAAAUAGCUCCUACUUGGUCUCUGA
Mustela lutreola (European mink) is the source of this 1903-nucleotide messenger RNA. RefSeq names its product engrailed homeobox 2 (gene EN2). Gene Ontology annotation, cellular component: nucleus. The coding region runs from base 477 to 1463 and encodes 328 amino acids. The record is from RefSeq and is a predicted model, not a curated record. The transcript has 2 exons. Gene Ontology annotation, molecular function: DNA-binding transcription factor activity, RNA polymerase II-specific; RNA polymerase II cis-regulatory region sequence-specific DNA binding. Gene Ontology annotation, biological process: neuron differentiation; regulation of transcription by RNA polymerase II; multicellular organism development. Lineage: Eukaryota; Metazoa; Chordata; Mammalia; Carnivora; Mustelidae.